Molecule: messenger RNA, 3627 nt
Organism: Callithrix jacchus (white-tufted-ear marmoset)
Lineage: Eukaryota; Metazoa; Chordata; Mammalia; Primates; Cebidae
Source: RefSeq, a predicted model, not a curated record
GAACCGCAGCCCUGCCCGGCGCUGCUCCAUCCUCUCUUCCUGCCUUCUCUGUCCUUUCUCACCUGUACCUCUUCAGUCACCUCGCCCCAUCGCUUUCACAGAAAACCCAAAAGUGGCGGGUCACAGUGGCUCAUUCCAGUGCUCCCUGCACUUUGGGAGGCUGACGGAGACCAGCCUGGGCAACAUGGUGAGACCCCCAUCUCUAAAAAAAAAAAACUAGCUGAGGCCAGGCAGGGUUGCUGAAGCCUGUAAUUCCAGCACUUUGGGAGGCCAAGGCAGGCAGAUCAUUUGAGAUCAGGAGUUUCAGACCAGCUUGACCAACAUGACCCCAUCUCUACUAAAAAUACAAAAAAUUAACCGGGCAUGGUAACACACACCUGUAGUCCCAGCUACUCAGGAGGCUGAGGCAGGAGAAUCACUUCAACCCAGGAGGCAGAGGUUGCAGUGAAUCAAGAUCACACAACUGUACUUCAGCCUGACCCCAUCUCAAAAAAAAAAAAAAAAAAUUAGCUGGGCAUGGUGGUGUGUGCCUAUAGCCCUAGCUAUUGGGGAGGCCGAAGCAGAAGGGUAACAUGAGCCCAGAAGUUUGAGACCAGCCUGAGCAACAUAGUGAGACCCCAUUUCUAAAAGGAAUACAAAAAUUAGCUGGACAUGGUGUUGCAUGCCUGUAGACCCAGCGGCCCCGGAGGCUGAGGCUGCGGUGAGCUAUGAUCACUGCACUCCAGCCUGGGCAGCAGUGUGAGACCCUGUCUCAAAAAAACCAAUCCUGCCACGAAGGGCGCUGUGAGCCGUGGAAUGUGUGUCCUCUGGCAUGCGGAUUUGUCCUUGUCUCUGACUUGAGGGGAAGGUCACGGUUAGUGGUUCUGGUGAGCUCUACCUGCUGUCAGCAUACUGCCAAGAGCAGCCAGGCUGGGCUUGGUGCUUUCUGAAAGGUCCGUUGGGGGCGUGCAGGCCGGCCUCUGGGAGUAGCCUGCUCCCAGCUCUGGAGCCACGGCUGUGCGGCAGGCCUCAGCCCAGGGCCAUGUGGGGUCUUGGCCCACCCUGGUCUUAGAGAUGACCACCAGCUGCCUUCCUCCCCACCAUGACACUUCCUGAGAGCCACGCCCUGUAGGAGGGGUGGGGACAUAAACUUAGAAGAACGAGCUGGGACCUUGCCCUUGGCUCCUGCUAGGGUAGAGGCUGACCUUUAACCCCAGCCAGACCCCACUUCUCAGCACUGUGGGAUUCCAGGAGACAUUUACACCCCAGCGCCCCGCCCUGUGAUUUCCCACAGGACUUGGGAGGUUGGGAGAGGGUGAAACGCACAGUGAGGGAAGAAGCUAGGCUCACCUGUGCCCUUGGAGACCUCCCAGGGCCUCUGCCCUCCCGAGGCAAUAACAGCAGCCACCACGAGGGGGCCUUUGGGCCAGGUCCAUGCCAAGCUCCCCAAAACCCUGCAGGUUUUCAAGGAAGCUGGGCACAGAGGCCUCUCCUCAUAAAUCACAGCAUCGGGAUCAUGGGCCGUGCCUCGCAGGCCAUCCGGAAACACCCAGGUCCAUCAGCACCAGGCAGCUCUCCAUCCCGCUGAGUAAAUUCUUUGCUCCCUUUGCUGGAAAACGGGAGACAGCAAAAGUAUUGCAUUUCUCAUUGGCCUGGCCUGGCCUUGCGUGGCCGCCGCAAACUGUCCAGGGCAGUGCCCAGUUCCAGUUUCUACAUUAUGGUGGGAGUUUGGGGCAUGGAUGCCUUUCCUUUUGCAUUUUUAAAUAUUUUUCUGUGUUUUGUUUGGUUUGUGAGAUGAGGUUUUGCUCUUGUCACCCAGGCUGGAGUGAGUGGUGCGAUCUCGGCUCACGGCAACUUUCGCCUCCCGGGUUCAAGUGAUUCUCCUGCCUCAGCCUCCCAAGUAGCUGGAAUUACAGGCACCUAUCCCCCACACCCAGCUAAUUUUUGUAUUUGUAGUAGAGACUGGGUUGACCAGGCUGAUCUCAAACUCCUGACCUCCGGUGAUCCACCCACCUCGGCCGCCCAAAGUGCUGGGAUUACAGGCGUGUGCCGCGAUAACUGGCUUUUUUCUGUUUUUCUGUUUCUAACAGUCUUUCUAUUCGUUUCUUAUUGUAAGCCAUCUUAAAAGAAAUUGGGAAGUUGCUAGAACGUAUUUAUGUGUGCAUGUUUGUGUCUGUGUGUAUCUGUGUGUCUCUGUAUGUGCGUGUGUGUGCCUGUGUGUCUCUGUGUGCGUGUAUGUCUGUGUCUGUGUGUGUGCCUGUCCGUGUGUGUAUCCGUGUGUCUGUGUAUGUCUGUGUCUGUGUCUGUAUGUGUAUGUCUGUUUGUGUGUGUAUGUCUGGGUCUGUGUGUGCCUGUCUGUGUGUGUGUGUCUGUGUAUGUCUGUGUCUGUGUGUGUGUGCCUGUCUCUGUGUGUGUGUGUGUGUAUGUCUGUGUCUGUGUUUGUGCCUGUCUGUGUGUGUAUCCGUGUGUCUCUGUCUGUGUCUCUGUGUGCCUGUGUGUGUGUGUCUGUGUAUGUCUGUGUCUGUGUGUGUGCCUGUCUGUGUGUGUGUCUGUCUGUAUGUGUCUGUGUGUGUGUGCCUGUCUCUGUGUGUGUGUGCGCCUGUCUGUGUGUGUAUCCGUGUGUCUGUGUUUGUGUGUCUCUGUGUGUGCCUGUGUGUGUGUGUCUGUGUAUGUCUGUGUCUGUGUGUGUGUCUCUGUUUGUGUGUCUGUGUGUGCCUGUGUGUCUGUGUAUGUCUAUGUCUGUCUGUGUCUGUCUGUCUGUGUGUGUGUGCCUGUCUCUGUGUGUGUGUGUGCGCCUGUCUGUGUGUGUAUCCGUGUGUCUGUGUUUGUGUGUCUCUGUGUGUGCCUGUGUGUGUGUGUCUGUGUAUGUCUGUGUCUGUGUGUGUGUCUCUGUGUUUGUGUGUCUGUGUGUGCCUGUGUGUCUGUGUAUGUCUAUGUCUGUAUGUGUCUGUCUGUGUGUGUGUGCCUGUCUCUGUGUGUGUGUGUGUGUGCCUGUGUGUGUGUGUCUGUGUGUGUCUGUGUCUGUGUGUGUGUCUCUGUGUCUGUGUUUGUGUGUCUCUGUGUGUGCCUGUGUGUGUGUCUGUGUAUGUCUAUGUCUGUAUGUGUCUGUCUGUCUGUGUGUGUGUGUGCCUGUCUCUGUGUGUGUGUGUGUAUGUAUGUGUGUGUGUAUGUAUGUGUCUGUGUGUGUGCCUGUCUCUGUGUGUGUGUGUGUGUGUGUGUGUGUGUCAAGGCGUCUCUCCCUUGGCAUGUUGAUAUCUGGCGCUGGACUGUUCUCUGGGGCGAGGCCGUCCUGGGCACUGUGGGGUGCUGAACAGCAUCCCUAGCCUCCACCCACUCCAUGCCAGAGGCAGCCCACAAUCCUGCCCACCAUUAACAUCCCCAGACAUCACCCAGUGUCCCCGGGGCAGAAUAUGCCCUGUGAGACCCUCAGUGAUAGAUGGGUGGUGCCCGGCGGCUGGGGCCGUGGCCAGCUCUUCCCUUUCCUCAGAGUCCUUGGUUCUCCGUUGCCCUGUGCCUGUUCAGUCCUCUCUUUUCCUGUGUGGCUUCUUCAUAGGGCUCAUUUUCAUUGCACUUGGGCCAUCUCACACUGAAUGCUGAUUUCCAGGGCCCAGACACGGCCUUUCUCCCUGUUAAUAUCACGUCUGUAUC